Messenger RNA from Ictalurus punctatus (channel catfish), 3628 nucleotides. RefSeq names its product death effector domain containing (gene dedd). NCBI's taxonomy places the organism in Eukaryota, Metazoa, Chordata, Actinopteri, Siluriformes, Ictaluridae. Gene Ontology annotation, molecular function: DNA binding; protein binding. Gene Ontology annotation, biological process: extrinsic apoptotic signaling pathway via death domain receptors; regulation of apoptotic process; apoptotic process. The record is from RefSeq and is a predicted model, not a curated record. Bases 520 to 1626 code for a protein of 368 amino acids. The transcript is spliced from 5 exons. Gene Ontology annotation, cellular component: nucleolus.
ACGCGAAGUGCGCAAGCGCAGUGUAAAAUCAAAGCCAGCAGGUUGAUUAUAGCAUAGCAUAGCAUAGCUUAACUUAGCAUAGCUAUUACCGGGUUUUGUCUCAAAAUUGUUGGUGUGUGAAAGUGAUUUUAUAAAACGCUCGAAUUGUUCAUUCAUCACUCGAAUUAUUACUGACUGGAAAAAAAAAAGAAUAUACGUUGUCAGCCGAUCAACUUUAUUAUAUCAGCGACGCUAGCUUAGCUUGUCAUGCUACACAGUAAAAAUAGCCAGCUAGUCGCAUAGCUUACUGCGUUGCUAUGGUAUCAAAGGAGAUAAAAUGAUGUCGGCUAUCUCAGUUAAAUAGGAGAACGCUAUUGAGGAGAAGUAGUUAUCUGUUUUCCCUGUGUUCUUCUCCGUCGGUGUGUUUUUUAUAUAUCGAGUGAAACUGGAGGCGAGAGUCGGGCACCGCGUGUGCAGAAUCCAGCCCUGAUUCCCAGGAAGUCUCAUCAUCCUGCGUCUCCGUCCUCGCGGCGCAGAGUGAUGACAUCACAGCGGCAAAGGCAUGCCACACGUGCUCUUCCCGCUCCACGGAACUCCUCCUCGAGGAGCUCGGGCUCACGCUCAGGACCCUCGACCUCGUGUGGUGGUGCGUCCCGAUCCGCGCCGUCUUCCUCUCGCUCCCUGCACGCGUGGCCGGAGGAGGCGGUGGACGAGGCGUACGGCCUGUACUCGCUGCACCGCAUGUUCGACAUCGUCGGCACUCACCUCACGCACCGCGACGUGCGCGUGCUUUCCUUCCUGUUCGUGGACGUCAUCGACGAGUACGAGCGCGGCGGGAUACGGGACGGGCGAGAUUUCCUGCUGGCGCUGGAGAGACAGGGGCGCUGCGACGAGACCAACUUCCGGCACAUUCUGCAGCUGCUGCGCAUCAUCACCAGACACGACCUUCUGCCUUACGUCACGCUGCGCAAGAGACAGACAGUGUGUCCUGACCCUGUGGAUCAGUACUUAGAGGAGACGUCUGUACGCUACAUUUUUCCCAGAGGAAGCAGGACAGAGAGCCCACAGGUCACACCGCACAGAUGCGCAGGUCCACAGCCUGUGAUUCGUUGCCCCUCUCCUGAGGUGUGUCAGCCCCGCCCCAAACCGGCCACGCCCACUCCAAACAGAAAGAGGAAGAGAGCUCACAGUGUGGCGGACUGCCGGGAGAAACAGACCUGCGACAUCCGUCUGCGUGUUCGAGCGGAGUACUGCCAGCACGACUCGGCCCUCCAAGGCAACGUCUUCUCCAACAAGCAGGAGGCGCUGGAGCGGCAGUUCGAGCGCUUCAACCAGGCCAACACCAUCCUGAAAUCGCGCGACCUCGGAUCCAUCAUCUGCGACAUCAAAUUCUCAGAGCUCACCUACCUGGACGCGUUCUGGCGCGACUACAUCAACGGCUCGCUGCUGGAAGCGCUGAAGGGCGUGUUCAUCACAGACUCACUGAAGCAAGCUGUCGGACACGAGGCCAUCAAACUGCUCGUCAACGUCGACGAGGAGGACUACCAGGCGGGCAGGAGGAAGCUCCUGAGGAACCUGAUGAUGGGGGGAGGGGUGGGGGCGGGGCUGGGGUUAAGCCCAGCUGGCCCGGGGACGGGGACUUCAUAAUGGCGAAGCGAAAUUUUGACUGUAAGUUUGUUGUGGAGUGUGGGCGGAGCCAAGCCGAGUUACAUGGACCCGAGGAACAGAUCACGGAGGAAGGACAGCGUUGAAGGAGAGAGAACGUAUGCUUCAGUUCUUAAAGUAUGAAAAUAAUACUAAUAAUCAUAGGCAAUGUCUCGAUCGAGAAACCGGUAUCAUGGUGUUUAGAUUUGCCAACAGUGUGCCAACGAAGCACUAAAAAGCAUUUAAAAUAAAAUAAAAGAAGUGACAAAUUCAUCCAGAAAUGAAACAUAAAUGCAGUCGAUCAGCCAAGACGUGUUUGUCGUCUGGUUCAGAUUUGCGCUGGAGCUACAAAGCUAAUGUAGCUAAUAAGCUGUAGUGGUUUAUCACCCAGAGCGUCGUCUGCGAAUUCUCAAAUUCUAACACCAAAAAUAUCAAACCAUGCGAUUCCCGUCGUUAAAGGUGGCCGCCUUCAUAUCGUCCCAGAGCCGGGCUACGCGGUGACGUUUAAGACGUGUUUGUUUCCAGAGAACAGGAAGUCGCUCCGUAAACACGUUUACAUGACAGACCUUUGGAAGCGCGACAUUUAGUCCGAGAUCGACUUCAUAAGCAACGUUAACCGUAGUAGCUCCAGGUUCAGUACCGAAGAACCGAACCGAACAGGUGUUCGGUUGAUCGACUGCGUUUCAGGGAAAACCCUUCAAACGUGUGAGGUAGUUUUGUCAAAUUAUUCCUUGAAGAGAAGAAGAGCGCCCCCUUGUGGAGAACGUGGAGCUGUGUUGCACAAACAGGGCUCUCGAAUCUCAGACCCUCCCACGCCUCGUCUUUUUCUCCUUUCCCCUUCUUUCUGUUUGAUUCCCGAAAGAAGCGUAGAAACAUUCAUUUGGUGAUCUGGAGAAGCUCCUCAGUGACUGUUCCGGAAGACUCCGAGGCCGAAGAAGUGGAAUUUAAAAAGAAAGAAGAAAAAAAAAAAAAGAGAUUUUGUACGAUUUUCCUACCGGAAUUAAACAACGUUACAAAACAUGGUAUCUAUUAUAUAGGCUGUAUGUUCUGGUGAUGUUUUGAGUGCUUGUCCAUUAAACCUGCAUGUCGGCGAUUUCGCUAACGUCACGGUGAGCUAGACAUGUGCCGAUGAUCGAUUAUAGCGCACGCCGCCACGUUCGACGCGCAGUGACAGUGUUAUAUUAUGGCCUGCUGUGCCAUAUUUGGACGUGCCCCCCCCCCCUUACCCCACCCACCUUGGAGUAUGCAAUCCCAUAAUUCCAUUCAUUAUGCCAUUUUUGGAAUGUAGUAUUUUUUUUAAUACAGUAUUGUCAUAUUGUAAAAUGCUGCGAUAAUAAAAAUCACUCUGAGAAUAUCGGUCGUAUCGGCACAUGCCUAUAGCAGAUAAACACGCUGUGUUCAGUAGACUCCUGGAAAGGGUUUUUGUUUUUUUUGUUUUUUUUUCCCCCCCGAAGGCAUUUGCAGAUCACCGUUACCGGUAUAUCUUGGCACGGCGAGCGUGUUGGUCCCCCGACAUCAUCAGAACUGUUCCACUGGUUACGUGGAGAAAAAAAAGUAGUUAGCUUGCUGUUAAAUUAGCUAGCUAGCGUCGCGUUGAAGGUUUGCUGUCGGAGUAGCUGAACUGAAAUAGCUAGGUGUUCAUUAAUUAAUACUGAUUAUUGAAUUAUUCCAACAUUCUACCAAGAAGUAGCUAAAGUUUACCUCCAGAACCUCGCUCACGAAGAACGAUGACCCAGGGGAUCGCCACACUCCUCCACACCGACGGCACAGUUUAUUAUUAUUAUUAUUAUUAUUUUAUUGAGUGUUUCACAUCCUGUAAGGACCGCCAUUCCGAAUCCGAAUGAAGUGCUGCAAUACGACAAUUUAUUAUUAUUAUUUUGAUUUACUAAGAUUUAUUCCUGGUUCCCACGGCGACGAUUGUGUUCAGUGAUGCGUCUACGUGCGUAGCAGCUGACUGAUUAAUUAAGUGUACAAAUCAAUAAAAACGGAUUGUUAAAAUAGUGAA